GUGUUUUUAAAGAAAAAUCUGAAACAGAAGCAAAUUUGUAUAAAAUUGUUCUAAAAAAACCAAAUAAAUUGUACACAAAUACGCAUAAAAAUAAUAUAAAUCAUGAGUUCGGGUUUUGUAACAGAAUCGGAAAUUAAUGAAGCACGUCAGCGAAGGCAAGAGGAAAGGGAAAAGGUCAGACAGCCUGAUGAACCUUUAGAACGUCCCGAAGAACCAUAUGAUGGUCGCUCUCUGUUUGACCGUUUGAAGGAACAAAAAAUGAAAAAGGAUAUGGAGUAUGAAGAGGCACACAAAUUGAAAAAUUUAAUUAGAGGUUUGGAUGAUGAUGAGGUCCAAUUUUUAGAGUUAGUGGACAAAAAUAAAAUGGACAUGGAAAAGAAACAGAUGUUGGAGGAAGAACAAGAGCUAAAAGAUUUUCGCUCAAGGGUUGCUACACUUCAAGAAGAAUCUGUUGAUAAGAAAAUACAAAACGACCUCAAAACCAAAAUAAAACCGCAAACGUCUAACACCACCGCACGUCUAUCACAAAAAUCUCUGCUGGGCAUUGGCAUUAAACGUAAAAAUGGCGAAGUCAAGUCUCCAGUGGCCGAAAUCAACAAACAUGUCAAAUUAGACACCAACGAGGAGAAAACUUUGCCAGUGGCCGCAGCUAAUCAGGUAAAAGAUAUUAAAGAUUUACCUUGCAUUCAAACGGAUAAAUUAGACAAAGGUAAUUUAAAGUGUGUGGCCAUAUUGCCGGGUUUGGGACAGUACAACGAAUCCAGCGAUUCAGAAAUUAGCAGUGGCAGUGACGACGAGCCACAGGGAUGCGAAGAUAAUGGGAAAUAUGAUCUGGUGGGACGUAAACAUCAUAAAAAGAAACACGAUCAUCAGGACUGAAGUGUUUUUUAAGAUUUAAUUGUUUAUUUAAUGAUUAAAAUUUAUAAAGAAAAAUAAAGUAAAAGCUUAUUGUACGAAUAUAUUGAAAUAUGUACACAUUA
Messenger RNA from Calliphora vicina (urban bluebottle blowfly), 980 nucleotides. RefSeq names its product PSME3-interacting protein. The transcript has 4 exons. NCBI's taxonomy places the organism in Eukaryota, Metazoa, Arthropoda, Insecta, Diptera, Calliphoridae. The record is from RefSeq and is a predicted model, not a curated record. The coding region runs from base 103 to 879 and encodes 258 amino acids. Gene Ontology annotation, cellular component: nucleus.